GUACCAAAUCAAACCCUAGAUAGCUCGAUAGACGAAGAUGGCGCCCAAGAGGAAGCCGGAUGGCGAAGCCAUGGUGGUGGAGGACGACUCUACGUCAGCCGACUUUGCCAAGCCGGUGUUCAUUGUUGCGGAGCGCCAGGAUGAGCAGUCGUCCUACUCCGUUUUCAAGAUCGACGGCGAUUGUGUUGCCGUUGCCGGGAUGCCUGGCACCGAGCAUGGCAUGUCCUUUGUCGCGGCGCAUUCCAAGAACGGCUCCUGGAUUGUCGCUGUGGGCGGUGGGCUACGAGCGGGCACCGUCAUCUUCGAUCCAAGAACAUCCAAGACGUACCGGGGCCCGCGGCUAUCGGAGCCCAAGCACGAACCCGUCCUCAUCUCUCACCGCGGCGAGGUAUACGCCAUCUCACGCCGCCCACGGGUGUCCGGCAGAAUGGACUUGGACCCUUGGUUCGAAUGUCUCAGCUUCAACAAGGGUGCUCCCACCAGGGAAGACUGCCCCGGGGCCGGUUGGGCCUCCUGGAUCGAUCUGCCGCCGCCGCCCUUCUUCCCUUCCGUGCUCAACCCCUACCAAUUCCGCAAUCCACCUGAAAUCUCAGUCACGUCUUAUGUUGCCAUUGGCACCCACAUCUUGAUUUCCGCUCAACAAGAUGAACUAAUGCUCGGCACUUACGCCUUUCAUGUGGUCAACAAGGCGUGGGAGAAGGUCCACGACAAGAACUUGCCUUUCAUUGGCCAGGCCGUUCCCCUUGGCAAAGGCAGCCUCUUUGCCGCCUGCCCUCUAUGUAACAAUGAUGCUGCCAUCGUCUCAGUGUUCAACAUCAAGGUCUCCUUGUCUACCACGGCUCCAUUGUUGUUAACAAUCAAUGAGUUCCCCGCGGUGGUGGCAUCAGAUGGCAGGAUUUGCCGGCCACUCUUCUGCCCACUGGGAAUGGGCAGGUUCUGUUCUGUCAUGCUGGGGGCCUUCCGUCGAAGCAGACGCGAUGCCAACUACUUGAAGGAAAUCCAGGUUAUCUUGGACACCUUUCAGACCGACAACGUCUUGACUGCUUGUCAGUCCAAUAGCCCUGAGGCUGAGGCUGCUGUUGUACAAGUCAAGGAGGGGACUCAUACAUACAAAUUCAAGGGUCGGUCUCGUCUGCUCGAGUCUGUAACCACACCUGUGCUGGUUGCGGCCCUGUCCAUGGACACAGAAAACAAUGACAUAUGUGAGGGGGAAACAGCCGAGACAGCCUACUAAGAGCAAG
Messenger RNA from Lolium rigidum, 1241 nucleotides. RefSeq lists its product as uncharacterized. The transcript has 2 exons. NCBI's taxonomy places the organism in Eukaryota, Viridiplantae, Streptophyta, Magnoliopsida, Poales, Poaceae. Bases 38 to 1234 code for a protein of 398 amino acids. The record is from RefSeq and is a predicted model, not a curated record.